AUGCUCAGCUCACACAUCCACCUAGCCAUUGAUUGUAGCAAGAUCAAGAUGCACUUCAUCAACCAGUUGGCUAAUUCCUCCAAAGCACCACCCACAACCCACAAUCCAUUGAACAAGAUAACACCACAGACCGAUUCAGCCCACCUGCGCCACGUAGCCAUGGGCGACUGCCUCAACCAAGCAGACAUACUGGAGCAGAAGUUAAAGCAUGACGCAACCCAAUUUGACCCAGAAAAGCACAUUGCUUUCAGCACGGCACCCGAGUUCCUCACGAUGAAGGAAAUUGGUUACGCGGACGAUGUCGGUAUCUCUCCUGUGGCAGUCACACACCCAUUUCCCCUCUUCACUCCCGAGGCCAUUCAAAUCAUGCGGUCGGAGAUCGCUAAGCCGGAGGUUUCGUCAGGGCACCACUAUGCAAGCAACAUUGCCAGUUCUCAGUUGCGAGGCUACGCGCGUGGGCAUGCUCCGUUCACUUAUGCCGCGUGGAACCAUCCUAGAACCAUCGGCCUUGUGUCCAAGCUCGCAGGCAUUGACUUGAUACCCUGGAGCGACUACGAGAUCGCGCACAUCAACCUCUCUGCCACCAAGACUGAAGAGCAAGCCCAGACCGAAUUGGAACACUAUUCACGCAAGUCCUCGAUACACUCAGACGAGGGGAUUGACGUCAGCUCUCCCGAAGACGACAAGCCCAUUGUAGGCUGGCACACCGACUCAUAUCCAUUUGUUUGUGUCUUGAUGAUGUCUGACUGCACCAACAUGGUUGGUGGCGAGACAGCUCUUCGCACCGCAGAUGGGCGUGUCAUUCGCGUUCGAGGCCCGACCGAGGGUUGCGCAGUGAUCCUCCAAGGUCGUUACAUUACUCAUCAGGCUGUCCGUGCUCUUGGUGCGAAGGAGCGUAUCACUGCGGUCACAUCCUGGCGCCCGAAAUCACCUUUCGUCAAGGAUGAUUCGGUAUUGCGUACCGUUCGACCCGUGUCCGACUUGAAGGAGCUAUACAUGGACUUCGCCGAGUACCGGCUCGAGAUCAUGGAGCAGCGCAUUCGACGCGAACGUGAGCAGCUGCGUGCUCGCCGUGAGGCUGGCGUCAAGUUUGGCACGCAAGGCCACAAGGCGUUCCUGCAAGAGUCGGCUGCCUUCUUGGCCCACACCGAUCACGAGCUUGUUGCAGAUGAAGAUGUUGAGAAGGGGUUUAUCGAGGAGAUGGAUGUGCCCAACGUUGCUGCCCAUGGGCCUGCGUGA
Parastagonospora nodorum SN15 is the source of this 1239-nucleotide messenger RNA. RefSeq lists its product as hypothetical. The transcript has a single exon. NCBI's taxonomy places the organism in Eukaryota, Fungi, Ascomycota, Dothideomycetes, Pleosporales, Phaeosphaeriaceae. The coding region runs from base 1 to 1239 and encodes 412 amino acids. The record is from RefSeq and is a predicted model, not a curated record.